CUCAUCUCUCUCAUCUCUCUCUCUCAGCCAUGUCUAAUGAACCUGAGUCUACCCUAAAGUCCAUCACAGAACCUGCUGAUGAUCAAAAGGGCGAUGAUGAAUCAUCAAAGUCGAACAAGAACCAGCAGCUGGUGGCAGAAGACGACGACGAUUCAUGUAAAACUCCAACCUCGGAUGAUCACAAGAUCCAACCACCAUACUCUUCCCAAUUGCCGCCACCACCGCCACGUAAAUUCUUACAGAAGAGAAGAAGGAGAUCAUCUGAUGAUGAUGGAACAACAACAGAAUUCUUUGAAAACACGAGGCGCCAAGAGGUAGAUGCGUUUUUCCGAUGGUUUAACGUUAGGGUUUCUUCGUCUUCCUGCAAGAAAAGCCGCCGUAGUCAAAGUAUAUGAUUUAUAUAUAUCUUUUCAAACUGUUACAUUUAUACAUGAAUAUAA
Molecule: messenger RNA, 440 nt
Organism: Cynara cardunculus var. scolymus (artichoke)
Lineage: Eukaryota; Viridiplantae; Streptophyta; Magnoliopsida; Asterales; Asteraceae
Product: cyclin-dependent protein kinase inhibitor SMR1-like
Exons: 1
Coding region: 30-395 (121 amino acids)
Biological process (GO): regulation of DNA endoreduplication
Source: RefSeq, a predicted model, not a curated record